This is a messenger RNA of Styela clava, 958 nucleotides long. RefSeq lists its product as uncharacterized. The record is from RefSeq and is a predicted model, not a curated record. Lineage: Eukaryota; Metazoa; Chordata; Ascidiacea; Stolidobranchia; Styelidae.
CAACUUUCUUCACCAUGAUUUCGAAACUGCUUUCAGUUGUUGUACUCGUGUUUUUAGUGGGUUCGAACCCCGGACAAGCUGCACAACAAUGCAAAUUGGCAAAAGCGCGAAUUCUUAACUGGGAUAAACUUAGUGGAAUAUGGUACAACACAUUCAGCCACGUUGAAGAUGCAACUCAAUUAGAAGGACGUUGUAACAGCAUCGUCGUAGCUGGAUCUUUUGGACAUGAUGGUGUCGCAGUCGUGAGGAACGUAAUGCCACAAAUACUUACGCCCGAUGGAAAAAAAGAUGUUGCCCCUAAAAGCGUUCCAGAAUAUUUCAUGGCAGUUGACCCAGGGAUUUACAAACUAGACCAAUCAUCGGAAUUACAAUGGAUUAACACGAAGAUUUUGGAACAAAUUAUGACGAAAGAGAGAAUGACUUCUUAUGUGAACGCUAUUUCAGAUCAUUACACAAACGAUUUCGCCAUAACAACUAAUUAUAAAAAUUUCCUCAUGAUAAGCCAAUGCAAUCGUGAAGGGAAGUACUCUGUUUGGGUUUACACAAAAACACCGAAUCCCGACGAAGAAGUGAAGACAGACGUUGAAAAUAACAUGACACACAGAAGAAUCAACGCUGAGUUGCAGAAGAAUGACGCUUGUGUUGCCACUAUCAACAGUAUUUUCGAGCAAGGAUCCGUGCCGAAAUAAAAUUUAAUAUUGUUUUUAUUAUUUGUGUACACUUAAAAAAUAUUUCAAGUGUAGGUUUUAGUGUUGUGUAGAUUUACUUUAAUAUCAACAACAUGUUCGAUUCAAUAUCUUUAUGUUCAGAAUGUGUUUGUUAGAUUAUGUACAUUUUGUACUUGAUUGCAUUCAUGGUGAAAUAUAGUGUUCUGAUAAACUAGUGCCUAUUUUGCACAGGGAAUUUAUUACGUUUAUUACUACUUGAAAUCAAUUUUGUAGACGAAUAAACAAUUAAU